CGGCCCGGAUCGACUCGCUCUGGGAUCUGUUGAGGACCUCGUGACCGUCAUCAACAGCCUCUCGUUCGCCGACUCGACAACGCCUCGUCCUGCGGUGCGAUCGCGGCGAACCGACCCGAGGAGGAGAGACGACCAACCGAACAGCGACUCAGAUAAACACGCGCACCGGGGACUCGCGCCAUGACCGCCCGGCUAUGAGACAUCGGACCCGGGAGCCAUGGCGGGCUGGAACCGGAUCGCCGCGUUCUCUUCUCCGCUGCCGCGAGUCGGUUUGUUGUUGUUGUUGUUGUUGUUGACGGCUCGGAGGAGCAGCGGCAGACCGCUGGAGGAGGAGGCAUGCCGCGGGUCGUGUCAACCGCCGAGACCCCCCGUGGUCCUCAUUCCCGGGGAUCUGGGGAACCAGCUGGAGGCGAAGCUGGAUAAACCCAGCGUGGUCCACUACAUCUGCUACAAGAAGACGGACGCCUUCUUCACCCUGUGGCUCAACCUGGAGCUGCUGGUGCCGGUGGCCAUCGACUGCUGGAUCGACAACAUAAGGUUGAUCUACAACACGACCACACACAGCACCUCGUCCCCUCCGGGUGUGGACAUCCGAGUCCCGGGGUUCGGUCAUACGUACCCCCUGGAGUACCUGGACCCCAGCAAACGCUCUGUGGGCAUGUAUUUCUUCACCAUAGUGCAGGCGCUGGUCGACUGGGGCUACACCAGAGAUGAUGACGUCAGAGGAGCUCCUUACGAUUGGAGGAAAGCACCGAAUGAGAACAAAGAGUAUUUCCUGGCACUGCAGCAGAUGAUCGAAGAGAUGGCGGAGAAGGCCGGCGGGCCCGUGGUGCUCAUCGCGCACAGCAUGGGCAACAUGUACACGCUGUACUUCCUCAACCAGCAGCCGCAGGCCUGGAAGGACAAGUACAUCAAGGCCUUCGUGUGCCUGGGUCCGCCGUGGGCGGGGGUCGCCAAGACGCUCCGCGUGAUCAUCUCCGGUGACAAUAAUCGCAUCCCGGUGAUCAGUCCGCUGAAGAUUCGCUCCCAGCAGCGUUCUGCCGUCUCCACCUCCUGGCUGCUGCCCUACGCCCACUCCUGGCCCAAAGAUGAGGUCCUGGUGCAGACGCCCACCACCAACUACACCUGGCAGGACUACAAGCAGCUCUACUCGGACAUCGGCUUCGAGGACGGCUGGCUGAUGCGGCAGGACACGGAGCCCCUGGUGGACGAGCUGACGCCGCCCGGCGUGGCCGUCCACUGCCUGUUCGGCAGCGGCGUGGACACGUCCGAGGCCUUCCGCUACUCGGACAAGUUCCCCGACGUGGAGCCCACGGUGGUGUACGGCGACGGCGACGGCACGGUGAACCUGCGCAGCGCCGUGCAGUGCAGGCGGUGGGUGGGCAAGCAGAAGCAGCCCGUGGCGGUGAAGGAGCUGCCGGGCAACGAGCACGUGAACAUGCUGCUGAACAUCACGACCGUGGCGUACAUCAAGAACGUUCUGUUCUCGCCGUGACGCUGGACGAGAGACGCGCCGAGGGACAGGAAGUGACUCUGAACGGAGGCGAGAUAUUCCCUCUGUACCGGCCACGAUCGGGGGGGGAUUAUUGGAAAACUUUCUGGUAGAAUCAAAGUUUUAAAUUGAUUUUAAAUAGCUGGAAUUGACGUCACAUCGUUUACUGCCUAAAUAUGCUGACUUUUAUAUUUGUCUUUAGAUUUUAAUCCCAAGAUGUUUGACCAGGGUCACGUGCCACAGUCUGAGUUAUUAUUAAAAGUCAGUCAGGUCUUCUAUCAGUGUUGUGAAUGAGAUUUCUGAACUAACGUUAUUUAUCUUUCUCAGUGCUGCAGGUCGUGUGUGUGUGUGUGUGUGUGUGCGCGUGCGUGCGUGCGUGCGUGCGUGCGAGAACCAACCUUAACAGUUGUUUGAGGUUAAUUUUUGUUGCAUACAGCCGAAAUGUAAAAUCCCUGAUUGUCCAAGAAAUUAACUUGUUUUUAUUUUCAUCAUCCAAAUAUCACAUGAGUCGUUUGCCGAUUUUGAAUAUGACUGGGAUAUGGAAAUUGAUUUUAGUCCCUCAUAGAUCAUAGAAUUUGACAGUUUUAGAAAAAUAUUUUUUUUAUAUAGCUUUAAACUGCAUCACACGGACUUUAACGAUGAAAGUUGUCGGCUCCAUUCACUGAAGUUCAUCAUGUGUCAUGAUGAAGACCAUGAAUUGCAGUUGAAACAUCUGCUGUUUGACUCAACACCCCAAAAAAAGAAACAAAGAAAAUCUGAAUUUACAUCAGCAUUCGCAUUUCAUGGUCUUCAUCGACAAAUGGAGAGUUGAUACAGUUGUUACGUAGUUCCCUGAUUGAGUUCCCUUGAGUUUUUAUUUUGUCGAACUUUGUCAACAAAUGAAAUUCAUUUUCGAUUUUAUAUAUAUAUAUAUAUAUAUAUAUAUAUAUAUAUAUAUAUAUAUAUAUUCCAUAUAUUAGUGUUGUAACGUCCGUGCAAAAUUGAAAUUUCCAAAAUGAACCACAAGUGUUAACAUGGAUGGUUGAGAAAUUAAAUUAUCCUCAUUUUCAGCACAGUAAUGUUUUCUUUUCUUUUCUUUUACUUCCUCCGUACAGACUUUCCAAAACGGAAACAGCCGUUUCCAUGUUUCUAUAUAGGAUAUUCAGAUGGAACUGUACAUAUGUGUAAUGUAAUAAUCGGAUGUGUUUCUGUUCAUAUUGUCGUCGAAGUUUAAAACCUGAUGCCACGUCGUCGUGGAGGAGAUGCAGAUUGUAACUGCGGCGUCACUGCAGAGGAAACAACAAUACUCCUAAAUUAUUGUAUCUGCUGUGAACUGUCAUGAACAUGUGUUGCCUUCUACAGAGUCAAAUAUAUCACAUAUAUAAACGCA
Messenger RNA from Scophthalmus maximus (turbot), 2861 nucleotides. It is a transcript of the gene pla2g15, whose product is annotated as phospholipase A2, group XV. Lineage: Eukaryota; Metazoa; Chordata; Actinopteri; Pleuronectiformes; Scophthalmidae. The record is from RefSeq and is a predicted model, not a curated record. Gene Ontology annotation, cellular component: lysosome. The transcript is spliced from 7 exons. Gene Ontology annotation, biological process: ceramide metabolic process; phosphatidylcholine metabolic process. The coding region runs from base 218 to 1495 and encodes 425 amino acids.